AUGCUUAAAAUUGGAUAUUCCGGCUAUACCUGUGUUGUCCAUCAUCUAUUUCUUGAUCCCUCUUCCACCUUAUUGGAGACGCAACUUCAGCACCUCGAUACACCUAGAAGAUCUCUCAGAUGCCCAAACACUUGCACCGCUCAUACCGCGCGCAUCCAGCACUGGUUGAAGAAAACUUUCGAUAACGAAUGCAAAAUGGAGAAAUCAUGCUCUUUGCUGGUACACUUUGACAAGGGCACACCGGCACUUGCCAAUGAGAUCAAGGAGGCACUUGAAGGGAACGAUGUUCCCGCUAAAAUUGAUGCCAUGAAAAAUGCAAUCAUGCUUUUGCUGAAUGGUGAAACUCUACCUCAGCUCUUCAUUACCAUCGUUAGAUAUGUGUUACCCUCUGAGGAUCAUACCAUUCAGAAACUUCUUUUGCUUUAUUUGGAGCUCAUUGACAAGACUGACGGCAAAGGUCGUGUGUUGCCUGAAAUGAUCUUGAUCUGUCAAAAUUUGAGAAAUAAUCUUCAGCACCCAAAUGAAUACAUCCGUGGUGUUACAUUGAGGUUUCUUUGCCGGCUGAAAGAGGUGGAGAUCAUCGAGCCAUUAAUCCCCUCCAUUAUCUCAAACUUGGAGCAUAGGCACCCUCAUAUUAGGAGAAAUGCAAUUCUUGCUGUGAUGACAAUUUACAAACUCCCACAAGGCGAGCAGCUCUUGGUUGAUGCACCAGAGACAGUUGAAAGGUUUCUAUCAUCAGAGCAGGAUGCAUCAGCUAAAAGAAAUGCCUUUCUGAUGCUUUUCAAUUGUGCGCAGGAUCGUGCAAUUAAUUAUCUUUUGACCAAUGUUGACAGAGUGUCUGACUGGGGGGAAUUAAUGCAGAUGGUCGUCUUGGAGUUGAUCCGGAAAGUUUGUAGGACAAACAAAGCAGAAAAAGGGAAGUAUAUUAAGAUCAUUAUAUCACUACUGAAUGCUCCUUCAGCUGCUGUUGUCUAUGAAUGUGCAGGAACCCUUGUUUCUUUGUCUUCUGCUCCUACUGCUAUUAGAGCUGCAGCCAAUACAUAUUGCCAGCUUCUACUCUCUCAGAGUGACAACAAUGUUAAGCUCAUUGUGCUUGAUCGCCUAAAUGAACUCAAGCUUUCUCACAGGGAUAUUAUGGUUGACAUGAUCAUGGAUGUUUUGAGGGCACUGUCAAGCCCCAACCUUGACAUUCGCAGGAAAACACUAGAUAUUGUUCUUGAACUUAUUACCCCCCGAAAUGUCAAUGAGGUGGUUCUUAAUUUGAAAAAGGAAGUCAUGAAAACUCAAAGUGGGGAGCUUGAGAAGAAUGGAGAGUAUAGACAGAUGCUCAUUCAAGCCAUCCAUUCUUGUGCUAUAAAGUUCCCUGAAGUGGCCAGCACAGUGGUCCAUUUAUUGAUGGAUUUCUUGGGAGACAACAAUGUAGCCUCUGCUAUGGAUGUUGCCAUUUUUGUGAGAGAGAUUAUAGAAACCAACCCAAAAUUAAGGGUUUCCAUUGUCACCAGGCUUCUGGAUACUUUUUAUCAGAUCCGAGCAGCUAGAGUUUGUUCCUGUGCUCUUUGGAUCAUAGGAGAGUAUUGUCUAUCUCUAUCUGAAGUUGAGAGUGGCAUUGCAACCAUAAAGCAGUGCCUUGGAGACCUACCCUUUUUUUCGAUUUCCGAAGAAGAGGAAGUUACUGACUCUACAAAGAAAUCCCAGCAGGCGAACUCCAUUACUGUUUCAUCUAAAAGGCCAGCUAUCCUUGCAGAUGGGACAUACGCAACUCAAAGUGCUGCCUCUGAAACUACUUUCUCCCCUCAAACUGUAGUUCACGGAUCUCUGAGUACUGGAAAUUUGAGGUCCCUUCUUCUCACUGGUGAUUUUUUCCUCGGGGCAGUUGUUGCGUGCACAUUGACAAAGUUGAUACUAAGAUUGGAAGAGGUUCAACCAUCCAGGCUUGAUGUGAACAAAGCAUCAACAGAUGUGUUACUGAUCAUGGUCUCAAUGCUACAGCUGGGACAAUCUUCAGUUCUCCCUCAUCCAAUUGAUAAUGAUUCUUAUGACAGAAUUGUUCUUUGCAUAAGAUUGCUGUGUAACACGGGGGAUGCUGUCAGGAAAAUCUGGUUGAAGUCUUGCCAUGAGAGUUUUGUUAAAAUGCUUUCAGAUAAACAGCUACGUGAAACUGAGGAAAUUAAAGCAAAGGCUCAGAUUUCUCAUUCCCAGCCUGAUGACCUUAUUGAUUUCUACCAUUUGAAGAGCAGGAAGGGCAUGAGCCAGCUGGAGUUGGAAGAUGAGGUCCAAGAUGAUUUGAAACGUGCUACUGGGGAAUUCAGUAAGGAUGCAGAUGACGCAAAUAAGCUAAAUCGCAUUAUUCAACUCACAGGAUUUAGUGACCCAGUCUAUGCUGAAGCAUAUGUGACGGUUCAUCAAUAUGAUAUUGUCCUAGAUGUUACAGUUAUCAAUAGAACUAAAGAGACCCUCCAGAAUUUGUGUUUGGAGCUGGCUACAAUGGGUGACCUUAAACUUGUUGAGCGUCCACAGAACUAUACUCUGGCACCUCAAUCAAGCAAGCAAAUAAAAGCAAAUAUUAAGGUUUCCUCUACUGAGACCGGAGUCAUUUUUGGCAACAUUGUCUAUGAGACUUCCAAUGUGCUCGAGAGGACUGUUAUCGUCCUCAAUGAUAUCCAUAUCGAUAUCAUGGACUACAUUUCUCCUGCUGUGUGCAGUGAUGCUGCUUUUAGAACCAUGUGGGCAGAAUUUGAAUGGGAAAACAAGGUUGCUGUCAACACUACAAUAACAGAUGAGAAAGAAUUUCUUGACCAUAUAAUCAAAUCCACCAACAUGAAAUGCCUAACUGCACCGUCUGCUUUGGAUGGUGAAUGCGGGUUCUUGGCUGCAAAUUUGUAUGCGAAGAGAGCAAGACCCAGGGAAUUGCUCUCAGCCUUGGUGACAAGAUCACUCUCAAGCAGAAAGGAGGAAGCUAAUCUUGCUUUUUGGUUUUGCAUGUGA
Fraxinus pennsylvanica is the source of this 2985-nucleotide messenger RNA. The record is from the annotation of a GenBank genome assembly. Lineage: Eukaryota; Viridiplantae; Streptophyta; Magnoliopsida; Lamiales; Oleaceae.